Molecule: messenger RNA, 2338 nt
Organism: Medioppia subpectinata
Lineage: Eukaryota; Metazoa; Arthropoda; Arachnida; Sarcoptiformes; Oppiidae
Source: the annotation of a GenBank genome assembly
AGUGACCCCCAACCCGAAGCCCCGGCAACUGAGAGCAGCGGCACUACAGGUCCCGCCCGACAACAGGCGGUCAUAAGUCCGUCGAUCAGUCCGUCGUCUCCGGAGUCAGAAGCCGGGCCUCAAGUGAUGGCAGUGCCCGAGAGAUCCGGUGCUGGCAGUGGUCCCGAAGAAGGCCCUCACAGUCCCUUCGAUCAGCCCUCCACCAGCAAAGAGCCCAAAGAGAAGAAGUUGGUUGGGAGUAGUGGUGAGCAGUCGGUGCGCCCGAAGCAGGUGAUGAUUCACCACCCUGGUCAAACUAAGGCCAAACCCGCCACACGCAAGAAACACUCACUACAGGCCGAUCUGGACGUCGAUAAGGAGUUCCAGCGGUGCAAAGACGAGGGCUCGACACGACUCGACCUAACGAAGUGUAGUCUCACAACACUUCCCGCUUCUGUCAAAGAGUUGACACAUUUGGUUGAGUUUUAUUUAUAUCAAAACAAAUUAGUGACUCUUCCGCGAGAGAUCGGAAAUUUAGUGGAAUUACAAAUGUUAGCCGUAAACGAGAACUCGUUGACCAGUUUGCCCGACUCUUUGGCCAAUCUUAAAGUGCUUAAAGUGCUUGAUCUCAGACACAACAAACUCAAUGAGAUUCCUGAUGUGGUCUAUAAACUCACUUCUCUCACAACACUUCACCUCCGCUUCAAUCGUAUCAAAAUUGUCGGCGAAAACAUCUCUCAUUUAACGAAUCUAACAAUGCUUAGUCUCCGAGAAAACAAAAUUAAGGAAUUGCCGGGCGGUGUGGGAAGACUCACACAACUGGUCACUCUCGACGCUUCCAACAACCAUUUAGAGCAUCUGCCAAACGGUAACCUCACUUCCCAUACCAUUAUUCAUCCCAUAUUCAUAUACAAAAUCGGAAAUUGUACACAAUUGACGACAUUAGAUGUCCAGCACAAUGAACUCGUAGAUAUUCCCGAAACCAUAGGACAAUUAGCCAGUUUGACGAGACUCGGCCUCAGAUACAACCGAUUGAUGUCAAUCCCGAAGUCAUUAAGCAAUUGCAUCAAUUUGACUGAAUUCAAUGUGGAGAACAACUCACUGUCCCAACUGCCAGAAGGCCUGUUAUCUAGUCUCUCAAAUUUGACAACACUUACACUCUCACGAAAUCAGUUCACAUCAUAUCCAGUGGGCGGGCCCUCACAGUUCUGCAAUGUUUAUUCAAUAAACAUGGAGCACAACAAGAUCAACAAAGUGCCGUUUGGCAUCUUCUCGCGGGCCCGCAAUCUGACCAAACUUAAUAUGAAAGACAAUCAGUUGACGUCACUGCCGCUGGACAUCGGCACGUGGACCAACAUGGUUGAACUCAAUCUGGGAACUAAUCAGUUGACUAAAAUUCCUGAAGACAUUCAGCACUUAGAGAACCUCGAAGUCCUCAUCUUAAGUAAUAACAAUUUGCGACGACUGCCACCGACUGUCGGCAAUCUUCGCAAACUAAGGAUUCUUGACUUAGAAGAAAACAAAUUAGAAGCCCUUCCCAACGAAAUAGGAUCGUUACGAGAGCUCCAGAAGCUGAUCGUCCAAAGCAACCAAUUGUCAGCCCUUCCGCGAGCGAUCGGACAUUUAGCUAAACUCACGUAUUUAAGUGUCGGUGAAAACAAUUUGACAUCAAUUCCAGAAGAAAUCGGCACUUUGGAGAGUCUGGAGUCGUUGUACAUAAACGACAACCAGAACCUGCAUAGCCUUCCGUUCGAGUUAGCCCUCUGUGCAAACCUACAGAUAAUGAGUAUAGAGAACUGUCCGUUAUCUCAAAUUCCAACCGAUAUCGUGAACGGCGGACCAUCUCUUGUCAUACAAUACCUGAAGAUGAAAGGCCCGUAUCGGAUGAUGUGAUGAUUAGUUUAUUUUAUAUUUAUGUUUCUAAACGAAGAAAACAUUUGUUUAAAUCGCAAAACUGUUCUGACGUUUUGAUCAAACAAUUAGUGAAAAAUUAUGAAAACUGAAAAUUUUGAUAAAAAGUAAUAUAUUGGGGGAGUUUUGGUGCUCACGAACUAAACAAAGAGUAGAUUUUAAUUGAAAUUAAUUGCAACAAUUGGUUGAUUGGAAACGCGAGUCCAUUGCGAUCGGUUGACUGACGGGAAGGCGUGAUUCAAAUGAAAUAAUUCGAUGAAUUGUUGGCUUCUCACUAAAAAAUCUGUCUAAACCUCAAAACCAACUCAUUGUUUAUAUAAACCAUUUGUUCGUUUAAUUUGUUUUAUUUUUAAUUAUAAGUAAAAAAUUCCGAAUGUAAUGAAAGACACAGUAUUUAUGCCAUAAAACCAAUCAUCAAAAGACAAAAUACAACAUCAAUUUCGCCGCU